Messenger RNA from Closterium sp. NIES-65, 1884 nucleotides. Lineage: Eukaryota; Viridiplantae; Streptophyta; Zygnematophyceae; Desmidiales; Closteriaceae. The record is from the annotation of a GenBank genome assembly.
GCUUCGAAGAGCUCUGACAACGAUCAUGACGGCGACGCGGCGCGGUUAGAAGUCACGCGGGAAGUGCGCGAGCAGCUCGAGGCCGCGUGGAAUCUCAGCCCCAGCGAUGCCGGGCGCGUCGCCAGGCGGAAACUUGUCAAGGGACAGCGGUUUUUGUCCGCUUCUGCGACGAAGCUGCCAACAGGGGUGGUGGCGGAGGUGGAAACCGAUGUGGGCGGAACCGUGGCGGAAAUGGAUCCUGCAGCGCGGAGGCGGGCGAUGCGGAGGAGGUUGCGCGCAGCCGCGCUCGCAAUGGGCUUGCGGAUGAGCGGAAACGCGCUGGGAAUGGCUGAAGAUUGGCAGGCGGAAGCGGAAGUGGAAUCGGAAGCGGAGGCGGAAGCCGCUUCAGCUUCCCCGCGCGUUAAAGGAAGUGGCGGAGCGAGAAGAGGUUCCGCGGGCGGGGGAGCGGCUGAGGGGAUCACGAUGAGCGAGGAGGAGGUGGAUGCGCUGAUUCGUGACUAUGGCGGGGGUGAAACAGCGAUGAACGUUGAUUGGACGCAGCCGCGCUCGUUACUGCCGGCGAAAGAGGAGCUACGAUUGGCCGAACUGAUACAGCGCGGGAAUGAACUGGAGGAGCGAGCUAAGAUUGCUGCAGCCACUGCUAAGCCGUCAGGCUCGGCAGCCGUAGCAGCAGCAACAGCCUCAUCUGGUCGUGAAGUUAAUGCAACUCGUGAGGUUGCUGAGGGCUUCGCAGAUGCGCGUGGGGAUGGGGAAGCAGACGGAUAUGGAGAAGCUGAUGCGAGCAUCGCACAAUCGGAACAACAGCAGCAUGUGCAGCAGCAGCAACAGCAGCGGCAUGUGCUGUCGCAUGCGGAAUGGGCAGUGCUUUGCAAUCUGACUCCCAAGCAGCUGCACCGACAACUGUUCGCCGCUCAGGCUGCCCGAACCAAGCUCGUUCUGCACAACCUUCGCCUCGUGCUAUCCAUCGCUCAAUCGUUCCGCCUCUCCACGGGAGCCGAUUUCGUCGCCAUCUGUCAGCGCGGCCUCGAGGGUCUCACCACAGCUGCCCGCCGCUUUGAUCCCGCCAGGAAGCUGCGCUUCUCCACCUUUGCCACCCACGCUGUCCGCACAGCAAUCAUACGUGCUAUUCCCUCCACUCAGUUCGUGCGCAUGCCUGCUAGGAGCUCCAUGACCCUCAUUUCAGUGCGCAAGGCAAGAGCAGCAGUGGAGAACCGACUAGGCCGUAAGGCCACUGUAGCAGAGGUGGCAGCAGAGGCCGGCCUCUCUGCCGCCCAGUGCCGUGCCGCCCUUGCCGCCCCUCUCGUCACGCGCCCCGUCUCCCUGCACGCCGCGUCGCGGGUCACAGGGCUUGCACUGGAGGACACUAUAGCGAGUACGGAUGGUGGUGAGGGUGGCUUGCUUCGGGAAAGCAGCAUGAGUGUGCAGGGAGGCGCACUGGGGCACACACGAGCAGCCCUUGUUGCCGCGGUAAGCAGUGGUGGUAGGGUAGCAGUGUGGAAAGGUGGGAGUGAUAGGGCGUGGGAUGAGGUAAGCGGUGGUGGCAGUGGUGUUGGGGUUUGGAAAUUGCAGCUUGGUUCCGAGCUAGCAUAUGAGAAGAGCCAACAUAAAGCCAUCUUUCAUUCCUCUUCCCCGAUUGAUUACCUUCCCCUGCACUCGCAGCUUGACACGCUACACGCACACGAGGCCACCGUGCUGAGGUGGCGCUUCGGGCUGGGCGGCAAGGACGGCGAGGGCGUGGGGGAGGUCUUAACCCUUCGGCAGAUAGCGGCCAAGAUGGGUCUGUCAUAUGAGAUGGUUCGGCGAUACGAGGCACGGGGCCUGCUGAAGCUGCAGGUGCCGGCACGAGCCCAGGCGCUGCAGGAGAGUCUUCAGGGGGAUUUGUGA